UAUAUACCUAAAAAAUUCUACACGAAACGUACAUACAUAACACUACUUAGCGAAAAGUUCGGGGGGUCAGGCGCCCCUCCUGGCCCCUUGAAAGCUACGCCCUUGUCUGUGUGUUUUUAUGUCUCUAUUAUACGUUAUCACUAAUUUCCAGUUUGGUAGCUUACUAAGCAUGUUUUUAGUACACUGUGUUUUUUCUGUACUUAUGCAUGUGAUUGUAUUCUUGUACUUAUGCAUACGUGUCGUGUUAUGAUGUUAUUAUAUCUGCUUCAAUCAUUUCUAUGUUACUCUUUCGCCACUCUUAUACAUGUGGAUAGAGGUAAAGUUUGCCUACAUCCCACCCUCCCCAGACCCUACCAAUAGCUUUGUGAUAUGUGGAAUUUACUAGGUACGGUUGUUGUUGUUGUUGUUUUUUGUUUUUUUAGUUACUAUGUGCGUAUGUAUGUUUUUAUGGGACUUUGACGUCUGGAUAUAGCUUUGGAGCUAUGGGUCUCCUGGAAGCAGUCUCUUUAUCCCGUGGAUAGAGGGAAUAAGGUUGAUGUAAGCGUUGAGGAUGGUCAUAUGAUUGCUACGGCUUUUGAUUACACCGAAGAAGAGGAAACCCAAAUUGUGAAUAUGGAUGAAGAAACUGAGGAACUGGAUAUUACUAAUUUUGCUGGUGAUUUGCGAGCGCUAAUGGUAGAAGACAGCGACGAUGUAAUCGCGUUGGAUAGUGAAGAUGAUGAAGUGAUAUCUGAGCCGAAAGACGGAAAAGUUAGAGGAUCUUUGUGGCGACGCGUUAGUGCAGUUGGUGUACAAUCAUUUGAGGUUAAGUCAUCCGCAGGAAGCAAUUUGACCGACAAAGUAACCGGUAACGGUCCCAACUCUCUUCAACACACGCGAUAUCAAGAAACACUAACUGGGAUGUCAAGUGAGAAAAAUAUAAUAUCGAAUAACGAAAAUGUAGCAAACGUUGAUCAAGACCAGAAGACCUAUAGUAACAAUUUUGAGAACGCAAAUGAAGCAGUUAACGAAUCUCCAGAACCCGGGGAGUCAACACAAGCUGAUGCGUUAAAAUUUGUGGAUCAUUAUCUUUCAGUUAGUGUCGAAAAUUCGUCUCCAGAAGUCAAGAUUCCGAAAACUAUUGGGCUACAAUCACCUUUUACUUCAUUUGCAAAAGGGUCCCACGAGUUGGCGAAAAAAGCCAAUCGUAUGAACCGAAUCGGCAUCUCAACCUUCGAUUGGGAUGGUAAUCAGCCUGAUUCGGAUGAAAGAUUAUUUGAUCAACACGUUGAGGAAGAAUUACCAAAAUGCCCCCCGGAAAAGGAUACGUUUGAUGUUAGUUUCAACACUCAAAUGGCGGCUGAAGUUAUGGAAUCUUUUCUGUGUGCCCCACCUCCCGCUAUCUAUGCUAAUGAAAACGAAGAUACGAACAAGAAAACGCUGAAACAGUUUUCUUCGCCGUUAAGAGAUGUAAUAAAUUUGAACGAAAACGGGGAUACUAAAAAACAAAAAGAGUUGAAUGUAGAAUCAUCGACUGGAAAUUUGAAGGUGCGUGAUAAAUCUUCGAAAGUUGUUACCAAAAGGAAGCAAAAUCAAGAUUUGGAAAAGGAAAAUAUCCGAUUUGUUUAUAAACGACGUGGGUCCCUCGGUGAAAACCAAAAGGUUAAAACGUUUUCACCUGUGGCUAGUAGAACGAGGCGCGGGUCAACAGUAAAAAUUCCAAAGAGGACUCGGAAUUUAUGUGAUCUUGAAUAUAUUACACAUGAAAGAAAAACAGGCGAUUUAGAUACAAUAUCUGGUAAUAUAAAGUUUGAAGCAUGGAACUGGCCCAAAAAGAAAAGAACACGUAGAAAUAUGAGGCAAAAUGCAGCGUUAAGUGGCAAUACAGUUUCAGUUGUGGGUCCCAGUGGGACAGACGGGAACUUUAGGGAAGCGUUUUUGAUGUCAAGUGUAAAGAGGAAAGCACGAUCCGGUUCCAGGUUUAGAUCAACGGCUGGGAUUAACUCUUGGAAAGGAUCGUUGAUGCAGAAAGUGGAAGUUCGUGUAUUGUUCAGCCAAAAUCUUGAUGAUGCCGUGGUUAAACAGCAGAGAAAGAUAAUGAAAAAGUUGGGAAUUUCAACAGCAAAAGAUUGCUCAGAUGCGACACAUUUUGUGGCCGAUAGAUUUGCAAGAACAAAGAAAAUGUUAGAAGCAAUGGCGUUUGGCAAACCAAUUGUGACACCCUUGUGGCUUGACGGCUGUGAGCAAGCAACAUGUAUAAUUGAUGAAAAUAAUUACAUACUCAGGGACGCUAAAAAGGAAAAAGAAAUCGGCUUUAAUAUGCCUGUUUCAUUGUCUCGUGCAAGAUCGCAUCCGCUUCUGAAGGAUCAGAGAGUCUUCAUUACGUCAAAUGUAGAACCUGACAGAGAAAUGAUUAAAAAAUUAGUCGAAGCAGGUCAAGGCCAGGUUAUUGAAGGUGUUCAGCAAGCUAGCACGGAGUACAAGAUCUCAAAUAGUCUUUUAAUAUUGUCUUGUGAAAAAGAUUAUGAAGAAUGUGUUCCAUUUUUAGAAAAAGGUGCAGCGGUUUACAGUGCAGAACUCUUACUAAACGGGAUCAUUGUUCAGAAACUGGAUUAUGCAAGGCACCGACUCUUCAAUGGGCAUGUAAAAAUGAAGCAGUAUGCCAGAAAAAGAAGGAGAAAUGGGAUCCAGCAUCUUCAUGGUGGAUAGUUACAAAUCUUUUGUAUAUCUGUGCUUAUAUUUUUGUGAGUUAGUUGUCAAAAUGGCCAGUUUUGAAACAUGGUUUUUGUUAAUAUUUUGUUACAAAUGCCAGAUGCCAUUUUGAUUCUUAUCAAACAGUUGACCCAAGAUUACUAAACAAACAACCCGUUCCGUUGUUCCGUUUGUACAUAUAAGUAUGAAAUUCAGAGAAGAAGCAAUGACUGUUUGGC
Molecule: messenger RNA, 2909 nt
Organism: Helianthus annuus (common sunflower)
Lineage: Eukaryota; Viridiplantae; Streptophyta; Magnoliopsida; Asterales; Asteraceae
Exons: 8
Coding region: 559-2688 (709 amino acids)
Source: RefSeq, a predicted model, not a curated record